Molecule: messenger RNA, 2439 nt
Organism: Cryphonectria parasitica EP155
Lineage: Eukaryota; Fungi; Ascomycota; Sordariomycetes; Diaporthales; Cryphonectriaceae
Exons: 3
Coding region: 1-2439 (812 amino acids)
Source: RefSeq, a predicted model, not a curated record
AUGGCAAGAACUGCCGAGGAAGAGGCCGCCGCCAAGGCCGCCAUGAGGAUGGAGCUCGGCGCAGGUCGAUUGGACGAGCUGGGUAUGGAUGACGGCGAGCAUCGAGGCAAACGUACUUACCAACACCCUCCUCUCUUGACUACCGCCGUGGUCCCCGCACGCUUGUCUGGAUCCGUCAAUUCUCGCUGGCAGCAAGCCAUCGACCGCGGUGAUUUCAAUGAUGAUGAUGCCGCCAUGGUCGCCGGCGUGGACUCAAUAUUCGAUGGACAGUUGGCACGCGUUCGUCGUGCUGCCGCCACCGCCGCUACCACGGUGGAGCCGAGACACAAGAAUAUCGGCGGAAAAGGUCCCAAGUCAUUCUCGCCUGUUAAUCACAAUGGUACUGGCAAUCCUCAGGCUGCCUGCCGAAAUGAAGGCCGUAGUGGUCGUCCUGGCCACUCUCCAGGUCAGGGUGGCGCCAACAUAUCGGUCAAACCCGGUGCGCCGCUGUCCAACGAUGCACGCUCUAACAAACCAGCCGCGUACAUCCCGCAACCUAGGUCGAAUUCGAAGACCAAGGCGAAGACCAAGGUCCAGCCCGCCAGGCCGCCGGCUCGGAAGCCUCCUCAAGCUGUUCAGCGUCAGCCAGCCGUCGCUCCGUCUCAAGGCACAGUUCCACCUGCCCAAGUUCAACAAACCCCGGCCAAAUCAGCUCCGACUCAAGCUUCUCUUGGACAGUCUCACGAGUCUGAAUGCCGAGACAGUCAACCAGAGACUCCAUCCCACGUUCCUCUGGUCCUGUCGGAGGGAGCUACAAUGAUCUUGCAGCUGCCGGUCGCGGCUCAGUCGUCUGCCUUUACGAGGAAAGGCAGACAUGCAGGAACUAUUCUCCUGGUCGAGGCGCGCCUGGCAUUGGACGACAUGUUCAUAUUGUCCAUCAAGGAGCAAGAGAUAUCCGAGUUUAAGCAUCCUAUUUCGGCAUUUAAAUACUGGAUGACGGCCAACUCCCAGACCGGAGAAGUGAUGUUGAUGUUCCAGGUCGCCAAAAAUACCAGUCUGUACUACACAGUCUCAUUUGGCAGCUCUGCGUGCAUGUCAUCUUUCCUUGAGGCCAUUGGCAAGCUUCAGGAGCGGCAGAAGACGCCCCAAGAGGCUACGGUCAAGACUAUUACGACGGACCAAGGUACGAUCGAAACCUCGCAGAUCAAAGCCAAGACGACGCCUCCCGAGCCCAAGUCUUCUGGCCAUCAGGUUGAACCUUCAAAGUCGCCCUUGUCUACAAAGAUGUCUUCCGAGGAUCCUGCUGAUCUUCUGAUCGAGAUCACUCCUUCUUCUUCAGAGGCUAAAGUAGCGAGUCUGGCGCAGCCCGUCUCUGCACCGUCCGCCUCGUCGACUGAGCAACUCGGCACUCGCCUACGCCUCCCAGCUGAUAUCAUUGAGGAAAUUGUGGAAUUGGUGAUGGAGAACGCCAAACACAUGUUCAAGAACAGCCCUGGGAGUGUCACUUUUGAUUCGAUCCGUUCUGUGAUCCGAGGCACCUCGGCAGCAGUUCUGGCGCACCACAACCAGGGCUUUUCCCAGCUGAGUGCAGACCAGCGGGCCACUAUCGUCGAGGAGUACUGUUCACAGAGCGUGGAGCAGGCUUUCCUUGCCAAGCUUGCCCAGGAUGCCAUGUUCUUGGACCAGCUGAGGGCUGACGAGGAGCGCGCGACGCCAACUCCUUUGCCCGAGGAUUUGCAGCCUCCUCGCGGUCAAGAGCGCACGGCCGCCGCGGCACAGGACCUUUCGCAGCGCACACGCUCCAUAAAACAUAGUUACAAUAUCGAUGAGCUGAUACGCAUGCGUGAUUCAGCAGUUGAACCUCCCCACUGGUUGGUAGACCUCGGCUACCUUCCGAAGGCCGACCGUCUUAAUCAACGCCACCAGAAGCGGAAUCGUAUCAUUCAAUGGGACGAGUGCCAUGAGAAUGUGCGACCUGUGUCCGUCGCACAAGCGGCGCGUGCCGUGCAGUCUGCCAGUGUGGUAUCCGAAUCUGCGCGUCAGGAGGACACGAAGGGCACGAGUGUCAAAACAGAAUCCCAGACAAACCCUGAGGUUAACGAAUUGAGCAUGUCGACUGGUGGUGGCAUGUCGUUGGACGGCAACACCGACAUCGACGGUGAGACCUUCCCAGCACCAGGUACCCUCAUCGGCCAAUCCACUAUCAGCCACGGAAACAGCAAUCAUGCUGGCUCUCAUCCCGGUGGAGGCACUCGCUAUGCACCCUCUUCUCAUACCAAGGGCCUCGCUCUCGCCAAUUCUCGGUACAAUGCGGGCACUAUGGAGCCUGCAUUGAAGUCGCCAUACUUGCAGGACCUGCAGGAACUCGACGCUCAUUUCGGAAAUGACAUGGCGAGUGAGGUGGCCAAGGUAAAGACGGUUGUUGCUCAUGGCCGAGAUCUGGUACUUGUGUGCGGUUGA